AUGACUAAGAAGAACAUACUCGCAGGAUGGGCCAAAUCUGGUUUGUUCCCUUUUAACCCAGAUAGAGUACUCCGAAACCUCGCAAAGCCAGUCCCUGACGCACUUACCCUACUGCCUAUCCAUGCCCCCCGUGACGAGAGUGGACCACACUCACAAAACACAAUCGCCCAGACACCAGUGACUCCAGUAUCGUCAGAGGCUCUUGCAUCGCUGCUUACCCUAGUCAAGCAAGAUCCUCACGAUGAAAUAAGUAUUAAGCGACAUCGUAAGCUCGUGCAGAAGCUCGCCAACGCUGCCGAAGUAUCCUUUGCCCAACAGGCCCUUGAUCAAUACCAGAUUGAGCUCUUAUCGAAGAUGAACGACGAAGCUAGAACUCGCCGGAAGACAAAGUCGGAGAUCCUUGGGAAGGGAAAGGCGAGGGUAAUGAGCUACGAGGACAUCGUAUCAGCACGAGUAAAGCGUGCUGAGCGGGAGGCGAACAAAUCAGCGCAAGGCAAGAGAAAACGUGGUCGGCCGAAGCGCAUUGCGGUAGAGACAGUGGUAGAGGAGGAGGCAGAGGCCACCGCAGACAAAGGAACACGUAAGAAGCUCAAACGUGCUGCGCAGGAGGCCGAGGAAGCCUUGUCGCUGCAGGUAACCGUAACACAUGUUGCAGAAAAGAGCGCACCGCAACCUUAUAGAGCCCCAGUCGCGCGCAUGUGGUAG
This is a messenger RNA of Exserohilum turcica Et28A, 705 nucleotides long. RefSeq lists its product as uncharacterized. NCBI's taxonomy places the organism in Eukaryota, Fungi, Ascomycota, Dothideomycetes, Pleosporales, Pleosporaceae. The transcript has a single exon. The record is from RefSeq and is a predicted model, not a curated record. Bases 1 to 705 code for a protein of 234 amino acids.